AUGGCAACAAGCUCGACCAACAGUGGAGCUUCGAAUGGAAGUGCAACCCACACACAAGUCCGUUGUUACUAUCCAGAUGAGGCCGAUUUGCUGAUCUUGCAAACUGAUGCAAAUCCGGGUCGAAGAUACUUCCGUUGUCCACGUCGAAAGUUUAAGGACUGUAAGUUCUUCUUAUGGUGUGAUCCUGAGAUUACACCAUCUCAAAAGGUUGCUUUUUUGAAGUUCAAGAAUGAAAGGAAAGGUGUGGGUGAUGAAUUGAAAUGCAAAGAAGAGGAGGUCAAAGUGAUAACCUCAAGAUUGGACAUCAUAGAAAGAGAGAUAUUGGAGCUGCAGGUGAAACAUGCUAAAUUGGAGGAGUUUAUAGACACACUUGUUAAGAAGGAGAAGUUUCCAACUUCAUUUGUAAUGUUCAUGUUGGCUUGUGUUGUUCUUCUGUUAGUGCUGAAGUAG
Molecule: messenger RNA, 450 nt
Organism: Striga asiatica
Lineage: Eukaryota; Viridiplantae; Streptophyta; Magnoliopsida; Lamiales; Orobanchaceae
Source: the annotation of a GenBank genome assembly